Elaeis guineensis (African oil palm) is the source of this 1086-nucleotide messenger RNA. RefSeq lists its product as uncharacterized. Gene Ontology annotation, biological process: response to heat. Lineage: Eukaryota; Viridiplantae; Streptophyta; Magnoliopsida; Arecales; Arecaceae. The record is from RefSeq and is a predicted model, not a curated record.
UGGGGGGCCUGCAUCGUCUGCAAUGCUGAGAAAGUUUUGGACCCUUCCCUUCCCUUCUGGACCCUUCUCUUACUCUCUACUCUGUGCUCCCCCAAUCUUUUCUCUGUUUGUGUUGCAUAUUCGAGCAGCACUCAUCGUCACCUCGCAACAAGAACAGGCAAGGCGUCACCAAUCGCUUGUGUUCCUUCUCUUCUUCUUCUUCUUCUUCUUCUUCUUCUUCUGCUUCAAACUCGUUGUUGCACGAAUGGCUUUGGCUCGUAUGUGUUUGAGGAGGACUACUAGUCUUCUCCUCCGCGGCCGGCACUCCUUUCCAUUGACUGCAGUUGGGGUGGCUCGGGGAGGCAGGAGCAGUAUUGAUUUUGGAGCGCCUUCCUCUUAUUCUGCCGUUCCCGAUCAUCGUUCUCCUCCAAAACGGGAAGACGAGAAGAAAGGCGGGGAGGUGGCGGCGGCGACGGAGUCAUCAUCGACUCCUGCCCCUCGCAGACGUGGGCUGCUCUCGAGGCACCUCAUUCCCUUCCGCUUCGACAGCACUGGGCUGGGGAAUGCACUAUGGCAAGUGUCUGAGAAUUUGAAUCGAUUAUUGGAGAAGUGGGCACCCUCUCGUCUCCUUGGUCGUAUGAAAGAAGUCGAUGACUGCUACAAACUAUUUUUUGAGGUACCGGGACUAAGGAAGGAAGACAUGAGGAUUACAGUGGAAGAUGGAUUUCUGGUGAUCACAGGAGAGCGCAAGGAGGAGGAAGAGGAUGACUCUGACGAGGAGGGCGGUUGGUACUCCAAAAGCUAUGGAUAUUACAAUACUAGCUUAUUGUUGCCAGAUGAUGCCAAAGUGGAAGAGAUCAAGGCAGAGGUUAAAGAUGGGAUUCUCAAAGUCACCAUACCUAGGAACGAAGAGAAGAAACGAAAUAUUCGGGAGGUCAAAAUCCAGUAGCAUCUUGUGUUUGUUGAAGCAGUCCUGCAGCUGUCGUACAUGUUCCUCAUUCCAGGGACGCAAUAAAGCUAUGAGGUAAUACCACGUUAUCCGUGUAUUAACUUUAACCUGUUUCUGGCUAAUGUUCUUGAUAUAUGAAGCGUUCCAUUAUGUCCUUA